AUGGAUGGUGCCAUUACUCCGGACGCCUCUCUCAUCGGAAACGUCAACGAUCCUAGCUCUCCCUCGGGCUGGAAAGAAAUGCUUUACGCAGUCAUCGAAGUGAAGUGGAUGCGAUUAGCGGCUCUUCUUACCGGCGAGGCUAAAAGUCAAACCGACGAGAAAGCUCUUAGUUACCUCUGCCAGGAAGGCGUAUUUCAAACUAUGUGGUAUGUCAUCUUGGGUUACGCCAUUUCGCGCUGCAUCUUCGGCCUCUCCAUAGUCAACGAAUACUUCUAUAGAAUUGUGUAUCUCUAUCAAGACUCGGCCUCAGACAGUCCCGUGCUUGCCCUGGAGGCAAGCAACGAGUUCUUGGAGAACGCCGGGCGACAUUUUGGAUAUCCGCGGGAUGGUUACUCAGUCGAAGAACUUGCAGAGCUGCAAGACUUUUGGUCGUCGCCUCCCAAUUGUCUGAUCAGCGACCGUGCCAACGCCACUUUGAAUAAAGAGGCAAGGUAUCACCUCGAUGCGACCAUCCUCUUUUUCCUCGCUCAUGCAGCGGCACUUCCAACGCAACGCUUCCUCAACGACCUGCCCCUCCCUUUUGCUCAUCAUGUUCCUGUUGAAGCGACCGCUCAUUCAGCCACUGACAUGAAAUUGAAAGGAUUAGAAGUUGGGCGCAGGCGACACAGUCUUCGUUCGACCAAGAGGAACAAGCGCACAUUGGCGGAUUUGUAUGAUGAAGAGAAAGGUGAAGAGGACAAACCAGGGGACCGACAGGACAAGUCAGGGGACCGCAAGCCGCCUGGGAAGGAUAAUCGCAACAAUGAUCCUAGGAACGAUGGUUCACAAGGGGGAAACCCUGGCUCCGGAGGCGAUAACUCUCGUGGCGGAGGCUCUGAUCCUGGGGGCGAUAACUUACAUGGCGGAGGCUCUGGUCCUGGCCGAGGACAUGAAGGCUCCGACUCUCGAGAUGUCGGCGGAAAUGAAGGUUCUGAGUGGAAAUCAUCCAUUAUUGCCUCCCUCAUCUCCAAUCCGCAUACCAGUUCUUCUGUGGCUCCCUCCUCUCCCAGUGUUAACUCCACCGCGUCGUCGGAGGAUGUUCAUUUCCCGGACCUGUCAUUGGACUCCAAUGACAGAACUCUUGUCCAUGGUGAUUUGUCCACCGAUCCCCUCCCGAAAGUUCACAAGUCCUCCCCUCUUGAUCUCGAUCUCGAGGACAUCGACCCGGAAUCGGGCGAGCUUACGUUGGCGGCCUAUAAGGACCGCCUCGCAUUGCUCGGGGUACGGGUGAAGUUGGUAACUAGGGAGGAGAUGGACGUCUUGCUGGCCCGGGGAUGA
Messenger RNA from Cryptococcus deneoformans JEC21, 1317 nucleotides. RefSeq lists its product as hypothetical. The transcript has 2 exons. Lineage: Eukaryota; Fungi; Basidiomycota; Tremellomycetes; Tremellales; Cryptococcaceae. The record is from RefSeq and is a predicted model, not a curated record. Bases 1 to 1317 code for a protein of 438 amino acids.